GCUUACGGUGGCGGGAGUUGGAGGCAAUAACUAGUCGUGUUCUAAGGGACGCCACAUAAGAUUUCUGCUGAAUCUGGGGGCAUUUCCACGGCUUUUCUCUCAGUUGAAAGUUUUCCUCCGGCCCAGAUGCUCUUCAAUUCGGUACUCCGCCAGCCCCAGUUUGGCGUCCCGAGAAAUGGAUGGUCUUCACAAUACCCUCUACAGUCCCUUCUUACUGGUUAUCAGUGCAACUAUAAUGAUGAGCACACUUCUUAUGGAGAAACAGGAGCCCCAGUUCCUCCUUUUGGAUGCACCUUCUCUUCUGCUCCCAAUAUGGAGCAUAUACUAGCAGUUGCCAAUGAAGAAGGCUUCGUUAGGUUAUAUAACACAGAAUCACAAACCAGUAGAAGGAAGUGCGUCAAAGAAUGGAUGGCUCACUGGAAUGCUGUCUUUGACCUGGCCUGGGUCCCUGGUGAAUUUAAGCUUGUUACAGCAGCAGGUGAUCAAACAGCCAAAUUUUGGGAUGUAAAAGCUGGUGAGCUGAUUGGAACAUGCAAAGGUCAUCAGUGCAGCCUCAAGUCAGUUGCCUUUUCUAAGUUUGAGAAAGCUGUCUUCUGUACAGGUGGAAGAGAUGGCAACAUUAUGGUCUGGGACACCAGGUGCAACAAAAAAGAUGGAUUUUAUAGGCAAGUGAAUCAAAUCAGUGGAGCUCACAAUACCUUAGACAAGCAAACCCCUUCAAAACCUAAGAAGAAACAGAAUUCAAAAGGGCUUGCUCCUUCUGUGGAUUUCCAGCAGAGUGUUACUGUGGUCCUCUUUCAAGAUGAGAAUACAUUAGUCUCAGCAGGAGCCGUGGAUGGGGUAAUCAAAAUAUGGGAUUUACGUAAGAAUUAUACUGCUUAUCGGCAAGAACCCAUAGCAUCCAAGUCUUUCCUGUACCCAGGUAGCAGCACUCGAAAACUAGGAUACUCAAGUCUGAUUUUGGAUUCUACUGGCUCUACUUUAUUUGCUAACUGCACAGAUGACAACAUCUACAUGUUCAAUAUGACUGGAUUAAAGACUUCUCCAGUGGCUAUCUUCAAUGGACAUCAGAACUCUACCUUUUAUGUUAAGUCCAGUAUUAGUCCAGAUGACCAGUUUUUAGUCAGUGGCUCAAGUGAUGAAGCUGCCUACAUCUGGAAGGUCUCCAUACCCUGGCAUCCUCCUACUGUGCUCCUGGGUCAUUCUCAAGAGGUCACAUCUGUGUGCUGGUGUCCAUCAGACUUCACAAAGAUUGCUACCUGCUCUGAUGACAAUACACUGAAAGUCUGGCGCUUGAAUAGAGACUUAGAAGAGAAAUCAGGAGGAGAUAAACUCUCCAUAGUGGGCUGGGCCUCUCAGAAGAAGAGAGAGGUGAGAGCCGACCUAGUAACAGUGACAAGUAGCCAGAGUACUCCUGCCAAAGCCCCCAGAGUAAAGAGCAGUCCAUGCAUUUCCUCCCCAUCAUCAGCAGCUUGUGCUCCAAGCUGUGCUGGAGACCUCCCUCUUCCUUCAAAUACUGCCACAUUCUCUCUUAAAACCCCUCCUGCCAAGACCCGAUCUUCCAUCAGCAGAAGAGGCUCCAUGUCCUCUGUCUCUCCCAAGCCACCCUCAUCUUUCAAGAUGUCCAUUAGGAACUGGAUGACCCGGACACCUUCCUUAUCACCACCCAUGACUCCACCUGCUUCUGAGACCAAGAUCAUGUCUCCAAGAAAAGCCCUUAUACCUGUGAGCCUGAAAUCAUCCCAAGCAGUGGCUUGCUCUGAGUCUAGAAAUAGAGUAAAGAGGAGGCUAGACUCAAGUUGUCUGGAGAAUGUGAAACAAAAGUGUGUAAAGAGUUGCAACUGUGUGACUGAGCUUGAUGACCCAGUUGAAAAGCUUCAUUUGGAUCUGUGCUGCCUUGCUGGUAACCAGGAAGACCUUGGUAAGGACUCUCUAGGUCCUACCAAACCAAGCAAGAUUGAAGGGACUAGUAUGAGUGUCACAGAGCCUCCUUCUCCUGCCAGUCCUUAUGCUUCAGAAGGCUGUGGAACGCUACCUCUUCCUUUGGGAUCUUGUGGAGAAGGCUCUGAAGUGGUAGGCAAAGAGAAUAGCUCCCCAGAGAAUAAAAACUGGUUAUUGGCCAUGGCAGCCAAACGGAAGGCUGAGAAUUCGUCUCCACGAAGUCCAUCAUCCCAAACCCCCAACCCUAGGAGGCAGAGUGGAAAGACUUCUCCAGGCCCGAUAAUUUCAGAAACAGAUAUUGCUGGCAGAAAUAGCUUUGUGAACCUUGAAAACCAAGUGACUCAUGGUGGAGGCAGAAGUAGCUGUGAGCAUUGGGUCACCAUUACUCCCAGCUCCAUGCGGAAAAUCUGUACAUAUUUCCAUAGAAAGUCCCAAGAUGGCUACUGUAGUCCAGAACAGUCAACAGAAUUAUAGAUUCUCAUCUGAAAAGCUACCGUUUUUUCCUUUUUAGAGAAAAUCCUUUCAACUCCGAAAUUUACCUAGCCUGGUUCUACUGCCAUGGUGUACCGUGCAGCUUCCUCGGAAUGAAUGCUGUGUUUAAAUUUCAUAAAGUAAGUUUGUCACUGUGUAACAUUUUGAAUGAGUAGUCUUUACUUUUUAAAUUAUGCAUCCUCCCUACAAUAAUGACAUCCUAUGUCAUAGAGGCAAAAAAACAAGUGUUGUCUCUCUUACUCUGAAACUUUCUGGGCACAGUGGAAAGUAUCUGCAGGCCACAGCAGGAGGCCUGUCUGUGAAGGUCAGCUGCUGAAGAGGACCCUGGGUCUCUGCUGCUUCCAACAAAUACAGUUUCAUAUAAAAUAUAUAUAAUCUUUUCACUACAUUUUUGUGGGGUUUUUUAAGUAUGUGGUAAAAUGUGAUGUUUAGAUAAGCAAAUUUAUAUUGAUUCAGUGUUAAAAUACAAUCUCAAGUUAAAAUCAUCUUUAUUUUAAAAGCAGUGAUAAAUAUCAGCUCGUUGGAGAACACUAGAAAUGUUUGUCUUUUUUUCCCCCGUAUAUAUCUCCCACAUGAGAUCUAAGGUUCUCAUAUUUUUACCAAGCAGUCUACUAUGUUUCCAACCCAACAUCACGUUCUAGAAAAGGUUAUAGUUUUUGCCAUUUACUGGAGGAAGAUGUUUAUAGAAUCAGUAGUCACUGAAACUGGAGUUUGAAUUCAGUCUUCAGUUCUCUAGGGGCUGCUACUUUUUUAAAAAAGAAGUCAUCAGAUUUUAAGAAAAAGUAAUGAUUUUUAUUGAUAUUUUUAUAAAAGUAGGUAGUUCUUAACUGAAAAUCCAGAACCUAAAGAGUAAAUCUUGACUUUAACUUGAUUUUUUGGAUUCUCUUUAUAUACGAAAAAGCAAUGAUCUUCUAGUAGAGCCCUGAGCCAAACAUCAUAGAAUUUUCUCUAGGUAUUUAAUAGAGAGAGUGUACAGACUGACUCUCAGUUAAUAGUGUGCAAAAUAUCUUGAGUAUCCCUUACCUUAACAGUUACGUAUCAAUCAGCUUCAAAUGAACCAUUGUUUUAUAUUUUAGCCCUUUGUAACCUUAUAGAAACAAGCUCCGUGUACUUCCAUGUACUAUGUCCUUGGAAGGGAGUCCUCUUCCAGCCAUGAAACUUGAUUCAUUUUAUCCACAUCCCUGAGGACUGUGUAGACUUUAUUCAUACUCUUGUCAUCAUUUUAAAAUCUAUUCUUAAUGAUAACUCUUUAAUUCCUUUGAUUCUUAUAAAUGAAGGUGUAACAACAAGAACUGCAUGGGUCAGUUAGCAUGGGUUCUCCUGGUUUUAUCCAAGGAGAAAGGUAAAUAAAGGAAAGCCACAGAAAUGCUAUUUUCGAAACAAAGUAUGCCGUAGCAUUAAUUGAAUAUUUAAGAACUCUACUUAUAUUUGAUGUUUGAUUUUUGUGUGUUUGUGGGAAGGUGUUAUUUAUGACCAAUACCUGCCAAUAAUGCAAUCUAUCUUUCUUGAUUUGAAAGCCAGUGGGGAAAAGGAUCCAUGAAAAAGAGAACUGAAGUAGGUGGUUUUCUUCUUUGUAUCCCUGCUCAUCUGACAGUUUCUGCUGAGUAAAAUUGGGGAUAAAUGUGGCUGUCAGAAACUGUGCUGAGAGUCUACUGAGUGUAACAUUCCCACUUGGAAAACUAGUACUUCAAAUGGGUGCCAAAGGUCAAAUGUAAUGAGAUAAUAAUUAUCCCUGCUUGUGUCAGUGUCAGACUUUGAGCUGCUCCUGAAUAAUAAAGCCUUUUACCUUAUCUGA
This is a messenger RNA of Aethalodelphis obliquidens (Pacific white-sided dolphin), 4228 nucleotides long. RefSeq names its product denticleless E3 ubiquitin protein ligase adapter (gene DTL). The transcript is spliced from 17 exons. The coding region runs from base 127 to 2415 and encodes 762 amino acids. Gene Ontology annotation, molecular function: protein binding; protein-macromolecule adaptor activity. Gene Ontology annotation, cellular component: nucleus. Lineage: Eukaryota; Metazoa; Chordata; Mammalia; Artiodactyla; Delphinidae. Gene Ontology annotation, biological process: mitotic G2 DNA damage checkpoint signaling; proteasome-mediated ubiquitin-dependent protein catabolic process. The record is from RefSeq and is a predicted model, not a curated record.